AUGGUCGAUGCCGGGAUGAUGGACCAAGCUCUGGAUCUCUUGUUGAAAGGAAGAGCUGAAUUGUUCAAUUUCCAAAAGCCAGGCAUGUACAUGAAUCUUAUUCGUGGCUACUUGGAACAGGGGAAUCUCGACAUGGCGUAUCAGCUCCGGGACGACUUCAAGACUUGUUCCACACGCAAUGAAAUCGCAAUCCUGGAAUCACUAUUCGUAGAGUAUUUGUUCAAGCAAGGCAAGGAUGAGGAGGCUAUGGAUCUAUACAGGAGCUCAGUGACGAUGAACAAGAACGGCUUGACAGAAAAUGCAACUGUGGGCAAUGUGUAUUUAAAACUGUUGCUCAAGUACGGCAGAAAAACACAGGCCUGGCCAUUGUUUGGGUAUAUGCUUGACAAUCAUUGCUGCUGGUUUCGGUUUGAUGCGGAUACUCUUAAUUUGAUGGUGAACGAGUGUUUCCAGGUGGGACGGUUCAGCGAUGCGCUCAACAUCUUCACCAAGGCCAAGACAAAGAAUGGGCGGCUGUCCGAGGCUGAGAGUUUGUUUGAUGAAUUGCUGAAAGAAGAGGUCUUGCCAGAUGAUGAAACUUAUAAAGCAAUGAUUCGUGCAUUUGCUGAGUCUGGAAGGGUCGAGGAUGCCGUUCAAACUGCAGACAAGAUGAUGACUUCUAAACUCCACAGGAUGAUAUGUGUCCGUGGUGAGGAUAAUGGUGGAUAUAGAGAUGAUGAGGCUAAGAAGAAGAAGAAGGAUGAUGGUGGAUAUAGAGGUGAGAGAGGAAUGGUUGAAGAGGGAGAGUACUGA
Camelina sativa (false flax) is the source of this 792-nucleotide messenger RNA. Lineage: Eukaryota; Viridiplantae; Streptophyta; Magnoliopsida; Brassicales; Brassicaceae. The record is from RefSeq and is a predicted model, not a curated record.